AUGGGUAGAGCAUUGGUGACUAUCGACAACGUAUAUUCCAAUAAUUUGGGAACUUUCAAAAGAAUUAUUGAGGAGGUACUUCCUGUAAAAUAUUCCGAGGAGUACUUCCAAGAAGUAGUAGACAAGAAUGCCAAAGGCGUGUUUUAUUCAAGAUUAGCAUAUUAUGGGGAAAUUGCAGUUGGUGCUGUAAAAGCUAGAUUAAUUGCCAACAAAAACGGAGGAGUGUUACCAGCAGGUGUGUACAUUGAAGUUAUAGCAGUGCUUGAGGCUUACCGUGGCAAGACAGCAGGAAGUUUAUUAUUGAAGUAUAUAGAAGACAAAUGCAAAGAGAGCUUUCAGCAUGACUUGUACGUUCAUGUAAGCGUUGAUAACGAAUCUGCUAUACAAUGGUAUGAAAAGAACGGUUUUGUAAAGCAAGACGAUGUUCUGAAAAACUAUUAUAAAGAUACCAAAGGUUCACCAGAUGCAUUUGUAUAUAAAAAGGUUCUUUAG
Messenger RNA from Kluyveromyces marxianus DMKU3-1042, 492 nucleotides. RefSeq names its product peptide alpha-N-acetyltransferase subunit NAT5 (gene NAT5). Gene Ontology annotation, cellular component: NatA complex. The record is from RefSeq and is a predicted model, not a curated record. The coding region runs from base 1 to 492 and encodes 163 amino acids. Gene Ontology annotation, biological process: mitotic sister chromatid cohesion. The transcript has a single exon. NCBI's taxonomy places the organism in Eukaryota, Fungi, Ascomycota, Saccharomycetes, Saccharomycetales, Saccharomycetaceae. Gene Ontology annotation, molecular function: acyltransferase activity, transferring groups other than amino-acyl groups.